UUUGGCAGACACAUUGCAUUGUUCUUUUUGCCUCGCGUUUUUCGUUGGAUUUAUGAAGACCAAAUUUAAAUUUUCCCGAUAAAAGUAGUUGAUUUUGUCUCGAAAAACUUGGCAAUAUUCCGAUACGUGCCGGGAAGUUGUUCGCCUCUUGAAGUUUUGCGAUUUCAUUCAAGUGCAUAGGGUAACGAUGGCUGAUUCUUCGGCAACUGACAACUGGAUCAAAAAAGCGGAUGACCAGGAAAUUUCAUCGCUGGUUAAUGAGUUGAAUCUGAAGGCACAGGAUGAAAAAUCUUCCGAUAGUUUACAGAAGAAGUCGGAAGAAGCGAAACCGGGCACACCCGACGCGGCAUCGGAAUCUAACCCUACAUCGGACGACAAGAAAGGAAACUCGGAACCGGUUUCGCCCGAGAAAGUGCCAGUUACCCUACAAGCGGCCGUAGUUGCAGCACAGGGUGACCAGGACGCACCGAGCGAUAACGGCGAUCCGGACGAUGCAGAAAAGUACAACCCUGCCGAUGCCAGUUUGCUGAUGAAAAUCAUCCGUAAAGGUUUGAUUGAAUCCAAGCUCGAUCUGGAGGUUCAAAGGAAAGAUCCAACUUCACCGUUGUACUCUGUGAAAUCCUUCGAAGCGUUGCACUUGAAACCGGAAUUGCUUCAGGGUGUCUACGCGAUGGGUUUCAAUGCUCCGUCCAAGAUUCAGGAAACGGCACUUCCAACACUGCUCGCCGAUCCUCCUCAGAAUAUGAUCGCCCAAAGUCAAUCGGGAACCGGUAAAACUGCAGCCUUCGUAUUGGCUAUGCUAAGCCGGGUGAAUCCGUUGAAGAAUUAUCCUCAAGUUAUUUGUUUAUCGCCUACCUAUGAGUUGGCUAUACAGACUGGUGAAGUUGCCGCACGAAUGGCCAAAUUUUGUCCGGAGAUUAAGCUACGAUAUGCCGUCCGCGGAGAGGACAUUGUCAAGGGAUCCAAGCUAACGGAUCAUAUCAUCAUCGGGACACCCGGUAAACUGAUGGAUUGGGGUAUCAAAUUCCGGGCAUUCGAUCUGAAGAAGAUAUCCGUUUUCGUGUUGGACGAGGCGGACGUUAUGAUUGCCACCCAGGGCCACCAGGAUCAGUGUAUUCGUAUUCACAAGCAAUUGUCCUCUUCCUGUCAGAUGAUGUUUUUCUCGGCCACCUAUGAGAAGGAGGUGAUGGAAUUUGCCGAGUAUAUUGUACCGAACCCGAUUGUGAUUAGACUAGCCCGCGAACAGGAAUCUUUGGAUAACAUCAAACAGUACUAUGUCAAGUGUCGCAACCAGGAAGACAAGUACCAGGCUAUUUCCAACAUCUACGGUGUCAUCACUGUAGGCCAAGCAAUUAUUUUCUGUCAUACUCGCAAAACCGCCAGCUGGCUGUCGGCUAAGAUGUCUGCGGAUAAACAUUCGGUUGCCGUUUUGUCCGGCGAUUUGACGGUGGAACAACGGCUAGCUGUUCUAGAUAGAUUCCGCGCCGGCCUGGAGAAAGUUCUUAUCACCACUAAUGUUUUAUCACGAGGAAUUGAUGUCGAGCAAGUUACCAUUGUAGUUAACUUUGACCUCCCGAUGGAUAUGAAUCAGAAGGCUGAUUGCGAAACGUAUCUGCAUAGAAUUGGACGUACCGGAAGAUUCGGUAAAAACGGAAUAGCCAUCAACUUGGUUGAUAGCGAUCGAAGCAUGCAGAUCUGCAGGUCGAUUGAAAGCCAUUUCCAGAAAAAGAUUCACUUGUUGGAUGCAGAAAAUGCUGAUGAGAUCGAAAAGAUCGGAUCGUAAUAAGAAAUCGGACGAACGAACGGAAUUUGAGAAAAUCGACGCUCAAUAUGCCUUUUUGAACUAUGCUCUGCUAACUGUUCGUUUAUAUGAAUUCAACUUGUUUCAUAUGCGGCACACCUAUGUGAGUGUGUUUGCGGAUAAAGACAGGUGAGAUUAUAUGUAUCGAAGGACAAAAAAUAAAGCGCUGAAAACGCAUCGAAAGGAAAAUAGUUGAAAACUAUGAGCCCUUUUACCAUAAAUCUACUAUAACAAGAAAAAUUCCAAUCAAGCUUAAGUAACUUAAAAAUCAAAUUAAGUCAAGCUUGAUCAAGCUUAAGUAACCUAAAAUACAUCAGCUCGGAAGAUACAACAAAAACAAACAGUAAUAUAUGCGUCUAUUGAACUGAGCCAAUCUAAAGAAAAAAUUAAUUACACCCAAGCCUUGUUGUUUAAGUAGCAUCACUCAGAGUGAUUUGAAAUCAGAUAAGGUAAAAAAACAUAAUUUAUCGUUUAUUUGCGAAACUUAGUAGGUACCAUUUUUUUGUAGUUUUUUUUUCUCAAACUGUUUUUGACAGAAAAUUUCAAUAAGAAAACAAGAGCUUGGAAUGUUGGAUAUGUUUAUUUCAUAACCGUAUCAUCUACAUCAAAAUAUUUGUUUAAAAUUCUUUCUAAUGUAUUUAAAACUGGUAAAAUCUAUUAAACGUUUUAAAACUCA
Messenger RNA from Uranotaenia lowii, 2477 nucleotides. Its product is annotated as DEAD-box helicase Dbp80-like. Gene Ontology annotation, cellular component: nucleus; cytoplasmic stress granule. The transcript is spliced from 6 exons. Gene Ontology annotation, molecular function: RNA helicase activity; ATP binding; RNA binding. NCBI's taxonomy places the organism in Eukaryota, Metazoa, Arthropoda, Insecta, Diptera, Culicidae. The record is from RefSeq and is a predicted model, not a curated record. Gene Ontology annotation, biological process: poly(A)+ mRNA export from nucleus. The coding region runs from base 188 to 1783 and encodes 531 amino acids.